This is a messenger RNA of Leptonychotes weddellii (Weddell seal), 2507 nucleotides long. NCBI's taxonomy places the organism in Eukaryota, Metazoa, Chordata, Mammalia, Carnivora, Phocidae. The record is from RefSeq and is a predicted model, not a curated record.
CUCUAUCUGAUCUGCUCACUCUCUACUCUUCCAAUAAACUCUUCUUUGCCUCCUGCUGGCUCGAGUUUGAUUUCCAUCCCGUGUGCAGCCAAGGACCCUCUUGGCUGGUCCUGUGGGACGCCUUCUGGGUCCUCAGACCCAGCUUGCCUGCAUCAUCUUGGCGACCAAAGGGACCCACAGAGGAACACUGGUAUCCCCAGAUUGAGUCUGCGAAGCACAACUUGGCUUUCAGGAACUGGAGCCAACUUUGAUACCACCUCCAAGGGAAGAAGGGGACACAUAUGCCUGCGAGCCUGUCAACGAAUUAAACCUAUCUUUUCAAGAAAAUACCUGCUACAGUGUCUACCUGGAGCUCCCAGCAUCCACCCAUGCCUGCGAACCUGAGGAAAAGACUAAAGUUGCUGCUCUGAAGGACCAAUAAGUAAGGCUCGAUGGCGCUUUUAAAAUCUUUCACUUUUCUAAAUUUGCUCUUUACUUACCUAUCUCUAGGACAAGCUACUGGCCCCAAUUUAUUUUUGCAAUGGGCUCAACACUACGCUGACAGUUUACAGAAAAGUUCCUGCUGGAUUUGUGGCCUCCUCCCUUUAUCCAGCACCUCAGGCCUCCCGUGGUGGGUUUCUCCUUUACAAGGCACAGACUGGCAUUACUUACACCAAUAUGUAAAAGAUAUGGUUUUCCAGCCAAAUACAAGCAUAUAUAGGGACAUCUCUAUCACUAACGGCAAUGUUUCUUGUUGGCCUAUGGUAAAUAUUACCUGGAAUUCUCCAGGCCAUAAAAGACCUUUUUCCUACCCCCAGACUGCCAAAAUCAUGACUGAAUAUGCCAACUCUAAGACUGAAAAUAAGAAAGCAUUGUGGGGAACAACUAAGCCUAAUAAUAUGAGAUAUACCGAGGAUGGUUAUUUUCAAGUAUGGGAUGAAUUUAUGUGGCUUACUCCUACCAUAGGCCAAUUAAACCAGAAAGCUCUUUUAUGUUGGGAGCAAAGAAAUCAUACCUAUGAUGCCUGGCCUAAUAGCACCCGUGAAUUAGGAUGGCUCUCCCGAGGAGCUUGUACCCAUAUCAUUGUUUUACAAUCAACUGACUGGUUUGCUACUGAUUGGAUAAGACGACCAGGCAUCAGAUGGUUAGCACCCAAUGGAACUCAGUGGCUAUGUGGCACAAAUUUGUGGCCUUGGCUACCCCCUGGAUGGAUAGGGCGUUGUACCCUGGGUUUUCCCUGGAUACAAGGGAGAUUGCGUAAAAAAUUAUCUAUGCCUGCAAAUUAUCCCCAUCUACUCCAUCGCUGGACACGGUCAGUCUUCCACUGGUAUGAUCACCUGUUAGGUAUUUUCCUGCCCCAACUGGGAAUAGAAGACAUAAUCUGGCACAUAGAGGCCCUCACAAACUAUACCAAACACGCCCUUAAUGAUACUAUGCAUGCACUCAGCCUGUUAAAUUCUGAAGUUGCAUUAAUGAGAAAGGCUGUAUUACAAAAUAGGAUGGCCUUAGACAUAAUAACAGCAGCUCAAGGAGGAACCUGUGCUAUCAUUAAGACUGAAUGUUGUGUAUAUAUCCCAGAUAACUCAGCUAAUGUAUCUAAACUUUUAUCAGACAUGCACAACCAAAUUGAAGCAAUGUCUGACUCCUCUAGUUCCCUCAAUGAUUGGAUUUAUUCCUGGUUUAGUGGAAAUGGAUGGUCUUGGUGGAAAAAACUUCUUUUACUAGUAGUAGCAAUAGUUCUGCUAGGGCUUUUUCUUUGCUGUGGGAGCUAUUGUUGUUGCAUGUUCUGCAUAAAUAUGUCCGAAAAAUUAUCAGAACGGAUAUUCUCUAGGAGGCGUUCUAUUUUAACGAUGAGGCCUCAUGAACAUCUUUGACAAUCUACAAGUAGGGGCCCUUCAUUUAAUUGGGAUUUUUAUGCAUUCCAAUAGGCAGGGUCUACAAUCCCUUUCAGCCUGAAGAAGCUACAGAAGAUGAGACCUUCGCCCUUCAACACCCCUUAAGAAUAUGAGAAUGAAAAUCCCAUAGCAGGGAAUGAGACAGGGAAAUCGAAGGGGACCCCAUGAGAAAAAAAAAAAAAAAGGUUUGGCUGUUUUUUUUCCCCCUUUGUUUCUUUUUCUGGCUUCUAUUCUUGCUAGGACCUGCACCCCUGCCCUACACAUACCUUAAUGUAUGUCCUCCUCAUAAGGGAUGAGGAGUUAAUGAUUUCUUUGGAGUCUUCUAGCACAACAGAUACCAUCUAAGGAAUGACCAGGUGAGGCCAUUAUGUGCACAUUAUAGACCACUGUCACUAAACACCUUGAUGCCAAGACCCCCGGGCUCCAGGGAAUAAGUGACUUAUGAUGGACACCUGGACCCUGUCUUCAUUUUGAUCGGUUCCUGGAUGCCUGAGAAGACACAUGCACCAGACCACAAUCAUCAAUAAAAACCUCAGACCCCAAGCAAAGACUCCCUCUUUUCCUUUCUGAGUCACCCAGAUACUCCAUCUGUAUCUGCUCUCUAUACCUUCAAUAAACUCUGCUUUCACCUCC